AUGCAGUUUCUCGCUCUGUUCACCGUACUGAAGGCAGCCUGCGUGCUGCUUCUCUCCUCCCGGAUCUCCAGCUCAGCGGCGGCCAACAGCAGCGGACGGUGGUGGGGGAUUGUGAAUGUAGCAUCAUCCACCAACCUCCUCACCAAUAGCAAGAAUGUACAAUUAGCCCUGGACCCUAGCCUUGCUUUGCUAAACCGUCGACAGAGGAGGUUGAUUCGGCAAAACCCCGGCAUCCUCCAUGCCAUCGCAGCUGGUCUUCAUACGGCCAUCAAGGAGUGCAAGUGGCAGUUCCGCAACCGCCGGUGGAACUGUCCGACAUCCCACAGCCCUACGGUGUUUGGCAGAAUCAUCAACAGAGGCUGCCGAGAGACAGCAUUUGUGUUUGCUAUCACAAGUGCUGGUGUUACCCACGCUGUGGCACGUUCCUGUUCUGAAGGCUCAAUCGAGUCAUGCACCUGUGACUACCGGAGACGAGGGCCUGGGGGUCCAGACUGGCACUGGGGAGGUUGUAGCGACAAUGUUGACUUUGGCAGAAUGUUUACACGGGAGUUUGUUGACUCCAGUGAGAGGGGCCGAGACCUGCGAUACCUCAUUAACGUACACAAUAAUGAGGCAGGAAGAAUUACUGUUUCCUCAGAGAUGCGUCAGGAGUGUAAAUGUCAUGGGAUGUCAGGCUCCUGCACUAUUCGCACCUGCUGGAUGCGCCUGCCCAGCUUCAGAACAGUUGGAGACUUAUUAAAAGAUCGUUUUGAUGGUGCUUCCAGAGUGGUGUAUGCUAAUAAAGGCAGCAACCGAGCUUCUCAUCGAGCCGACCCUCGCCACCUGCAGCCUGAGAACCCUGCUCACAAACUCCCUUCUGUGAAAGAUCUUGUCUACUUUGAGAAAUCACCCAACUUCUGCUCCUACAACAGCAAAAUGGGCACGCUUGGCACAUCUGGGCGCACCUGCAACAGUUCUUCACCAGCGUUGGAUGGCUGCGAGUUGCUGUGCUGUGGGAGAGGUUAUAAGACCCGGAUUGAGAAGGUCACUGAGAGAUGUCACUGCACUUUCCACUGGUGCUGCCAUGUGAGCUGCCUCAACUGCACCAGUACACAGACACUUCACCAGUGCUUAUAA
This is a messenger RNA of Tachysurus vachellii, 1116 nucleotides long. RefSeq names its product wingless-type MMTV integration site family, member 1 (gene wnt1). Gene Ontology annotation, molecular function: cytokine activity; frizzled binding. Gene Ontology annotation, biological process: neuron differentiation; cell fate commitment; canonical Wnt signaling pathway. The record is from RefSeq and is a predicted model, not a curated record. Gene Ontology annotation, cellular component: extracellular region. NCBI's taxonomy places the organism in Eukaryota, Metazoa, Chordata, Actinopteri, Siluriformes, Bagridae. Bases 1 to 1116 code for a protein of 371 amino acids. The transcript is spliced from 4 exons.